Geosmithia morbida is the source of this 2178-nucleotide messenger RNA. Its product is annotated as Fungal trans. Gene Ontology annotation, biological process: DNA-templated transcription. Lineage: Eukaryota; Fungi; Ascomycota; Sordariomycetes; Hypocreales; Bionectriaceae. Gene Ontology annotation, molecular function: zinc ion binding; DNA binding. The transcript has 5 exons. The record is from RefSeq and is a predicted model, not a curated record. Bases 1 to 2178 code for a protein of 725 amino acids.
AUGCCAAGUCGUCUUGAGAAUCGCAUCAAGGAACUCGAAGACCAGGUGGCCGCUGCAAAUGCCGCUACCGCUGCUGCUGUCGCCGCCGCCGCCGCCGCCGCCGCCGCGCACACGGCUGCGCACACGACGGCGAGGACAAAAUCUCCCGCAUCGACUCACCCCUCAUCAAACCACUCGAGUCCCCCCUCGUCGUCGUUCCUCUCCAACGAUCCCGUCUCCUCCUCCUCCUCGACCGCCACCACGACUAGCGGCAGCAGGCAUCAUGUCCACGCCGACGAGCAGAGUUACAUGAACAGACGCUUCCGCGGUCUCAAGAUUGACGACAGGGGUAGCAUCACCUACCACGGCGCCACCAGCUUCUUCCACAUACCCAGCGACAAUAAUGUCGUGACAUCACCUAGCGGUCCUUCGUCCGUCACGUCUGCGCCCUCGCCCGCGACGAAUGCCACGUCGACGAGCGGGAAUAAGUUCCUGCCCCUGACCGAGGUCGCCGUCAGCAAUAGGAGGGAACGGCUCGUGAGCAAUGCCUGGCAUCAGAGGGCUCUGGAAAACAUGACGGAUAUUCCUUCCAUGGGCCCCUACUAUUCCCACACCCUCCUGAACGCCAUGCUCUCCCACUCGAUACGAUUCGCCCGCGCCGACCCCAGCACGCGCAGCAUUCUAGACCACUCGUACGAAGGAGGAGCGAUAUUCGGCAAGCACGCCCGCAGCAUGGUCUUCGACGAGAUAAGCCGCGGCGUCGUCUCCGUCACCACGGUACAGACCCUCCUUCUCCUCAGCGCCCAGGAAUGCUCCCUCGCCAACACCGCCCAAGCCUGGACGUACAGUGGCCUGGCUUUCCGGCUGGUCGACCACCUGGGUGCAUGCGUCGACGGGGAGAGGUACAUGGGCUCCGUGCCCCUGAGCGACGAAGACCUAGAGGUGCGCCAUCGACUCUACUGGAGUUGUUUUUUCUGGGACAAGAUGAUCAGCCUGUACCUUGGACGGGCCCCUUCGCUUCAGCACACGGCCGUGUCUCCGCCCCACGUCAUCUGUAAGAUCUCGUCCCCUCCCGAGAAUACCCCAGACACGGAGCAUGUUCCGUCCUUGCUGACCACAUCUGCGCGUGCAGUCGACAACUCUGCCGAGAAUGACCUCUGGAUGCCAUUUGGCGCCAACCCAGCCGGCACAUGGGCAUACCCGCCCGCCACCGCCCACUCCACCUCGACCUUCACCAGCACAUGCCAGCUUGUCAUCAUCUUCAACGAGAUCCUCAUCCACAUGUACGACCCGCUCUUUCAGAACACCGAGGACGAGAUGAAUGAGUGUCUGGGCUCCCAGGAAGCCGCCCUGCAGAGCUGGUGGGACAAUCUACCGCCGUACCUGCGUCUCGAUCCCAGUUCUCUGCCUGGACUAGCCCCACCCUCACACAUUAUCACCCUCAACUGCCUCUACCACACCUUCAAGAUCCUCCUGUACAGGCCAUUCCUGACCCGCAGCUCCCAUCCCUCCUCACGGCCGUUGAUCAAGGAGGAGCCCGAGGCGCCCCCGGUGCACAACUAUCUGGUCCAGUGCGUCACGUCGGCCACAUCCAUCAUCGCCAUGUUCAACCUCUUCUCUCGCACCUUCGGCACGAAUUACUGCGUUCUCUCCCUGUCAUACAGCCUGUACAUUGCCGCCACGAUAUACCUCCUCCAGGUCCAAGCCUUCCCCAACGACCAGCAGGCGCUCAUGAGGUUAGACUACUGCCUUCGUGCACUGGGGGAGAUCAAGGUGUACACUCCAGUCAUUGCCGGUGCCCUCAACCUCAUCCACAGAGAACUAGCACGGCUUGGCAUCCCUCUCAGCAUGGCAACGUAUCAGCCUCCCGCUACAGCACCCUUUGCAGACCCCGCCCCGAAGAUGGCCCCCGGCGGCAACGCAUUCUACGGCACCCCCGGUGCUGCCAUGAGCCCCUUUGACGAGCAGCCCCAGCCCCAGCCCCAUGGUCAUCCUCAGCAUGGCCCUCAGCCUGGACCCCAGCUCGGACCCCAGCCUCAACCGAUGGAGUACCUCUUCCAGUCGCAGGCUGAAGGCGUCGACGCCUUCGGUCCCGAUCCCAUCGCCAUGGCUCCCGGGGUAUUCGAGGCCAUGUCUUCGCUCGAACCGCUGAGUGCAUGGAUGGGGACAAUCAACGAAUACGAUGUUCCGGGGGCCUGA